AUGCGUGGGGGGGCUUCACAUGUGUACACAGGUAGUCACACGGCUCAAACCUAUCACACAAAACAUCAAUCACCUAUUCAAAUUAUCGAAGAGAAUUUGACAUCUAUGUUAUUAUUACAAAUUAUAGCCACAAUUAUGUCAUCAAUUCCAUUUGGUGUUCAAUUAAUGUACAGUUUAAUUACAAACGAUGUAUCUAAAGAUUUAUUAUGUUUAGCUUGGGAAAAUUUAGCAUUACAAAUUGCUCGUAUAUUAUUCUAUACUGAUUAUUCAUGUAAUUUUUAUAUUUAUUUAUCAACAAAAAUAUUUCGUAAACAAUUAUGUAAUAUAAUUAAAAAAUGUCUUUUUCCAACUACAUGUAUGAUUGAAGAUAGUAGAUCUACAGGAAGAAAAUUAAAUGUAUUAAAAAUACAAAAUCGUCCAGAUUAUAUUCAUACCGUAACAGGAUGA
This is a messenger RNA of Didymodactylos carnosus, 447 nucleotides long. The record is from the annotation of a GenBank genome assembly. NCBI's taxonomy places the organism in Eukaryota, Metazoa, Rotifera, Eurotatoria, Philodinida, Philodinidae.